AUGCCCGGCGGCUGCUUCCGGUUGCACAGAGUCGUCGACCAAGGCUCACCUGUCGCCAUCCGGGAUGCUGAAAUGCCGCUGAAUGCCAUGCGUUGUGCAGUGCACUGGUUCUUCUCUUCUGCCUUUGGAUGUUUGGAUCAACUUCCUUUCGCCGUGCGCAGCUUCCAACCUGGGCCUUCCUGCCUGCAAGACAUGUUGCCCUGGCUCGAGUCAUGCACAUCGGACCUCGGAUGUGUGCAUCAACCCAGGCGGCCCGCGAAAAUAAGAUCCGUGUCAUUAUCAUCAAAUGCCACAUCCAGAAGUGCUCGGACCUCGGAUGGCCCGAACGAAGUGUUUUUUGGACACGCAAACAUCACAUGGAGGCGCUGCCGACCAAAAAGCAUUGCCUCUAUGGAAACCGACGUAGCACGAAACAUCACGAAACACUUCAGAGUAGGAACUGCCAGGACACCCGAAAAGACCUCUCCAGUCUUCGCACCGGUGCCUGUCAAAGGCGUGGACCAGCAUGCCACUGCGGCUGAUGCCUGUGAGGCUUGUGGGACCGACCUGUUUGACUCUAAGAAGGCUUGCUGCAGCGCUGCUCAAUCGUGCUGCCAACGCUCUCGCCAUCUGAUUCCUCCGAUCUUCUCGUUGCCUGCAUUAAAACUUCACAGUCCACCAACCUUUGAUCGCUUAGACCUAAAUGAUUCAUCCUUUGGAAGAGGUGAACAAACACCUGAAAGACCUUGCCCAAGUCUAUUGUCAAGUGCUAAACCACAUUGA
This is a messenger RNA of Durusdinium trenchii, 762 nucleotides long. Lineage: Eukaryota; Dinophyceae; Suessiales; Symbiodiniaceae. The record is from the annotation of a GenBank genome assembly.